AUGGCAUUUGUGGACCUCAGCGUUGACUAUCGGCUCGCGACUUCAUCCCGAGUCGCCCUGCAUCGGCUUCGAGAUCCGAUGUCCUGUCCAGUUCAGCAGCGGGCGUCAAGCCAGGUACCCUUCACCUUUCUAGCAUUCCCUAAAACCGGUACCUUACCCAUGUACCAAAUUCGCAACCCAGCCUCAGGUCCAACAUCCUUCCUCCCCAAAUGCCUAAACCCGCUCUCCCAACCCACCGAACAACCACAUUGCUGCGCCAUAACCAUGCAAUCAGCAAACCACCUCCAAAAGACCCUCAAGUCCAACACCCCCGCCUUCGGCGCCUGGCAAAUGCUCCCGGGCCCAACCCUCCCCCGCACAAUCUGCCGCGCUUCCCCAAGCAUCUCCUGGCUCCUCAUCGACCUUGAACACGGCAACCUGCACGACGACAACAUGCACGAGCUCGUUGCGGCCGCGGCCUCAUGCGGCGUGUCGCCCGUUGUUCGUGUCGCCGAUGCCCAGCACUGGAUGAUCAAGCGGGCGCUUGACGCCGGCGCACACGGGAUCCUGGUCCCCAUGAUCGAAUCAGUGGAUGAUGCAAGGAGAGUCGUGGAGUGCGCUAAAUUUCCGCCCAAUGGAAAGAGAGGGUUUGAGAGCCUGCUGGCCGUGGACAAAUUCCGGAGCCAUGUUUAUGAUCCCCCGACGGGGGGCGUGAGCGUCCACGAGCCCACCGGGGCAGAGUAUCUAGCUCAAGCGAACGACGCGCUCGUCAUAGGCGUGCAGAUCGAGACGAGGGGGGCACUAGAGGACGUUGAGGCCAUUGCUGCUGUGAACGGAAUCGACGUCCUCUUCAUCGGGCCCUUUGAUCUAGCCGUGAAUAUUGGAUUCCCGAUCACCGGUCCUGGGGAGGAGAACUAUGCGCCUGAGUUGCGGGAUGCGAUUCAGAGGGUUUAUGAGGCGGGACGGAGAUAUGGGAAGGCUGUGGGGAUUUAUUGUGAGACUGGGGCUCAGGCGAGGAGUUAUGCGCGCCGUGGGUUUGGGAUGGUGAGUGUUGUUACUGAUUUGGUUGGGCUGGGGAUGCUGGUUAAGAGGGAGUUUGGUGUUGCGGCGGGUGUGGAGUAG
This is a messenger RNA of Aspergillus mulundensis, 1101 nucleotides long. RefSeq names its product HpcH/HpaI aldolase family protein. The record is from RefSeq and is a predicted model, not a curated record. The transcript has a single exon. Gene Ontology annotation, molecular function: aldehyde-lyase activity. Lineage: Eukaryota; Fungi; Ascomycota; Eurotiomycetes; Eurotiales; Aspergillaceae. Gene Ontology annotation, cellular component: cytoplasm. The coding region runs from base 1 to 1101 and encodes 366 amino acids.